Molecule: messenger RNA, 1776 nt
Organism: Acytostelium subglobosum LB1
Lineage: Eukaryota; Evosea; Eumycetozoa; Acytosteliales; Acytosteliaceae
Exons: 1
Coding region: 1-1776 (591 amino acids)
Biological process (GO): protein homooligomerization
Molecular function (GO): protein binding
Source: RefSeq, a predicted model, not a curated record
AUGAUACAUAGGGAUGACUCUUCGUCUUCAUCUUCGACCUCAUCAUCAACAAUCAAACAACAUAUUGCAUUGAAAGAAGAGAUUGGAAAGUUGGAGAAUGGUCUACAACAUAUAUUGAGAGAACUACAGAGUCUAAGACAACAUGUUGGUGAUAUGGAACAACAACAUCGUCAUCAACAACAACACAAGCCACAACAACAAUCAUAUAUCUCGCCAAACACUCAGUCACCAAGACCCCUGUCAAUGAUCCUGAGUAAUGGUGACUCCACAUGUUCAUCGGCCGCCUCCAGCUCGUCAUCAUCGGCCAACAACUUCUCGCUGUCUGGUCUGCGCCUGAGCAACUCGCACUCGCUCAAUGAGAUCGACUUUGCCGUCCACAAGCGAAAAAGUAUGCCCAGGCUACACAUUCCCAACAGCUACAACUCGUCCAGUAGUAGUCCGACCAUGGUCAAGCGUUGGAUCGAGGAGACGAUCAAGUCGCCAAACGUGUCCACGCUGACCACACAGUCCACCAACACUGCCUCACUCGCAACGACCAGCAGCAAGAAGAUAAAGUUGGAUGUCGGUGGCAAGAUAUUCGCGACCACCGUGUCGACGCUGACCAAGCAUCCCGACUCCAUGCUGGCAGCCAUGUUCUCCUCUCGAUUCGAACUGCCCACGGAUGACGACGGAAGGAUCUUCAUUGAUCGCGAUGGAAAACUGUUUGGCCACAUCCUCGCAUAUCUACGCGAUGGUCCUCUGUGGGUGCCGCCUGGAAACCAGGAGCUGAGGAAGCGACUGGAAAUAGAGUUCUCCUAUUAUGGCCUUACAGGUCCGUUGGCCCCUCUCGGUCUCAGCAGCCCGAUGAUCACGCCUCGUUGUGUAUGCGAUGUCAAGAACUUCACGUUGGGCCAGGAGGCCCAUCAUCAAGGCCAUUGGGAGGAGAUCAAGGACUUCUCUGGCGGCAUCAAGUCCUUCAGACUACUCUGUGCACUGGACUCUCGUAUCUAUGCCAUCACUGAGCGUCAGUCGCCCUCAUCGAGCGCCACGCAAUUCCAGUUCGAGGAGUACAACCCAGUGUACAACAGCUGGACGGUCAAGUGUCCAAUCCUCGACACAAUGACCUCUUACUACCUCGUGUCGGCAGUAAUCGGCGACUGUAUAUACGCCAUCCCCGAUGCAGGACUCAAACAACCGAUCUUCUGCUACGAGCGCUCUGAAGCGCGCUGGAAAAUGACAGACUCUCAGCUACCCACUGGCAAGACAUCCUUCAGCUUGGCAGUGAUCGAUGAGUAUCUCUACGUCAUUGGCGGUUACCAAGGCUCUACGGCCACAGACAUUGUCGACAGGUAUCACCCGAGGACCAACUCAUGGUGCCAAGUUGCGCCUAUGAACACCAAGCGAAGCGAGUUCGCAUCAGUCGUCCUGGAUGACAUGAUCUAUGUGAUUGGCGGAGGCAUGCCAGGCGCGUCAACAGCCGAGCGUUACAACCCACACUCCAACACAUGGUCUCUGAUUAGCAACCCCAACAGCCGAUGCGCAAUAUCAACGGGUGCAGUGCUCGAUGGCAGGAUCUACACUAUUGGCUCAGAGAAUGAGUAUGAAGGUCUCAACGUCGUGCUGCAGUUCAGUCCGUCCAGCAACGAAUGGAAGCGUGUGGCGCCCAUCAUAUACAACUCCUACUACACCACAUCGGUGCUGGUCAUUGACCGGUACCUAUUCUUCAUCCCCUGGACGCUCGGAGUAGCCUCGUCCGGUGUGAAGCGAUUCGAAACAUGUACAAUAUAUGAUAUGUGA